Molecule: messenger RNA, 600 nt
Organism: Gymnodraco acuticeps
Lineage: Eukaryota; Metazoa; Chordata; Actinopteri; Perciformes; Bathydraconidae
Exons: 6
Source: RefSeq, a predicted model, not a curated record
AUGAAGGUGGCUGCAGAGGAGACAGGAGGAGUGCUACUGUCAGAGCAGGCCAGGGGCUUCAGACAGCUGGUGCGCACAUGCCACGUCUUAAAUCGGCACGCCGUUCCCAGGCUUCAAAGCUACGCGUGGCUGGGAGACGUGUGCGACAUCAGCAGCCUGGCAAAGCCAGUUUCGCACAAUGACCGCCAUAGAGUGCAGAAAUGGCCAAUUUCGUCCCUGACCGGACGACAACACAAAUUGGUCGUACCAGCUGAGUCUCCAGACAAGGAAUUUGUCCCCCUUGUUGGAGCUUCACAUCUCCGUUCCAUCGUCGAUGGAAUUGUGAAGAUGCCAGAGGGAAUGUUUUCCUUUGGUGCCAUGUCCACACCGGGGGCAUGCGCAACCCAGCUGCGAACCGAGGCAGCCAAUGCUGUGCUGCCUAGGACACCAGAUGCAGUCUGUGUGAUGGCUCUCAGCAACAACCUGACAUCCAGCAGGACCAUCACUGAAGCAGGAGAGGAUUUUGUUUUUGCCUUGGACUUCCCCCCGCGCCUUACCGUUGACCCUGACUACCAAGACAUGAUGCGUCAGGAAUUUCGUCGUGUUGCGGCACAGCGGACU